Molecule: messenger RNA, 5937 nt
Organism: Phaedon cochleariae (mustard beetle)
Lineage: Eukaryota; Metazoa; Arthropoda; Insecta; Coleoptera; Chrysomelidae
Source: the annotation of a GenBank genome assembly
GCUAGAGGUGAUUUCCAAGUAAGCGACAAGCGUAAUAGUAGCCUAUAGUGUGACAAACUAUGUAUGAUGUAUGAAAUGUAAUACAUAUUCCCUGAUAACCAGCAAUAAGAUUAUAAAUUUGUAUCUUCAUACACUGCAAAUUAAAGAUUGAAAAUACACACGGUAAGUUGGAGAAUUUGAAGAAAUACGCCCAGGAUCAUGAUUAUUGUCAUCAAGUACGAGUGCCAAACAAAAUUUUGAAUGUAAAAUGGAUUGUAGUUGUUGAGCCAUGACAGUUUAAAAAUUAGUGCUUCUGAACUUCGAAUGUUGAAACUCUAUUAUAGUGAAGUGGUUGAAAGCAAAUAAUUCACCUGGAAGUGGAGAGCUGGAUAGUGUUAACCGCGCCAACAUAGUUCAUAAAAAUGCGUGAAUACAAGAUUGUUGUGUUAGGGUCAGGGGGUGUAGGCAAAUCAGCUCUAACUGUUCAAUUUGUACAAGGUAUUUUCGUAGAAAAAUAUGACCCAACAAUAGAAGAUAGCUAUAGGAAACAGGUGGAAGUAGAUGGACAACAAUGUAUGUUGGAAAUUUUAGAUACUGCUGGAACUGAACAAUUUACUGCUAUGAGGGAUUUAUAUAUGAAGAAUGGUCAGGGGUUUGUUUUGGUUUACUCAAUAACAGCACAAUCAACCUUUAAUGAUCUUCAAGAUCUUCGAGAGCAAAUUCUUAGAGUAAAGGAUACCGAUGACGUUCCGAUGGUUUUAGUAGGUAACAAGUGUGAUUUAGAAGAUGAACGAGUUGUGGGUAAAGAACAGGGAAACAGUCUUUCGCGCCUGUUCAACUGUGCCUUCAUGGAAACUUCUGCCAAAGCAAAAAUAAAUGUUUAUGAGAUAUUUUAUGACCUAGUUCGACAAAUCAAUAAGAAAUCUCCUGAAAAGAAACAGAAGCAGAAAAAGAAAUCGAUUUGUGCGCUUCUGUAAUUAAAGUAAUAAUUGUUGGAACCAAAAAGUACAUUCAAAGAUUUAAAGACUAUACAUAGUGUGAAGGAGGCAAGUGCGGACUGAAAGUCUCUUGCAGUGAAGUUUUUUAAAGCUCUGUAUAUCAUUCUUUUAAGGUAAUUUUAAAAAUAUUUGUAAUAAAUAAAGUUGUCAGUUAAUUUUUCCACAGUCAAGGUUGUUAUAUAUAUGUAGAUGCAAUUUAGUGAUAGAGUAUUUUGAAAUACUGCCAAUUAUGUGGUGUCAAAUAGAGAUAGAGAUUUUGUGAAUUAGUGGUAUUUGCUACUUCUGAUUCAAGACUAUCUACAGGACAAUACUUCACCAAACAUAAACCAUGAUUUCUAAGAUUCACGCCUCUAACAAGAAGGAUGUCGCUUCAGAAAUCUAAAUGACCUACAUCACCAAUGUUGAAUCCCGGUUUGUCUGCGAAUAUUAAACUCUUUUCUAUUAUCAUAUUAUAUGGAUGUAGUUGUGGGUGAGAUGUGAUAAUAAUCCUAUGGUGCUUUUCUAGUAGAUAGUGAUUUCCUUGGCGAGAGUUAGUAAUUCCAGUCUCAAAAAGGUGCACUUUUUCAAAUCACCAACAAGUUUACUUUCGGAUUUUUGACUAUUCACACACCAUCAAAUAUGUCUUCUUAUGACCAAACAUAUUUCCAAAUCUAUUGUAAUGUCAGGAUUAGCGUUAAGAAUAUUAAACGUAUCUUUACAUAAAUUAAUAAGUGUGCGAUGUAUCUUUGAAUUUUAAAUAUAAUUGUUGCACUUUAUAAAUAUUUCCUAUAUUUAUCUUUUAGCAGUAUUUAUUUUAAUAAAUAGUAAAAUAAAUGAAAAUUCAAUUAUUUAUUCCUUGAUGUAUGAAGAAACUGUUAUUUUAUGCAGUGUGUCGCAGAUUCGCUUCUCUAUACAGGGAUCUUCGCUACUAUUAUACCUACGUACAUCAAAAGUUGGAUGCGGAAAGUCUUGGAGGGAACUUAUUGCAUUUGUUAACCAACUUCAGAUUUAUGAUCGGUUAACUGGUUUCGGAAAUAUAGAAUAAACACCGAAAAUGGCGGAUUUUGUUUUUUGCCAGUAAAUACGAAACGGGUGAUUCGACAGCAGUCAAAAUGUCAUUUUUUCAAGACGAAUAAGGUAGAACCACCUCAACUCAAUUUUUUUAUGUCUACCAUAUUGAAAUUAUCAAUUUUUGGAAAGAGCGUGAAAUUUCCAGUCUAGUGAUGUCAGCACAUGAAAGAUUUGAGUAUCAUUGCAAUAUCACACUUCGUAAAUUUAGAUCAAAAUUUUUCCUAAGGAGGCCAUGAAAAUAUUGGGUUUUUAUAAAUAACAUAUUUUUCCAUCUAAGGGGGCUCUGACUUUUGAGAUUUAGCGAAACCAGGUUGUGCCGAAUUUACGGGCUACUAUAACCGAAACUGAGUUUAGAAGAACCUGGUUUCAACAUGAUGGAUGUCUGGCUCACAACAUCAUUCAAGUCAGGAAAGUCCUACUAGGCAGUUUCAUAAAAUGAAUAAAAAAGUCUCCAAUUGCCAAAAAUGUUUCGAUUCAAAUGGACGUCAUUUUGCGAAUCUGUAAAUUGAUAUCAAGUUACAAAUCAGUUAAGGAAAUAAUUAGAUUUCAUAUUACUUUACUUCAACUCCUAGAAUGUUUCUAUCGUGAGUUUCAACUUGUAUCUACUUUUAGGUUGGUCAAAGAUUCAAGUGUUAAUUAAAAUAACGACGAUUUUUCUUUUUUUUUUAAACGCUUCUGGCUUGAUGUUCUAUCAAAAAUGCAAUGAGUUUAUGCAAUUCUCUACGUGUUUCCUACUUAUUGAUGUUAAUUCUUGUUGAAUAAAGCAUAGCCUCCUCAGACAACAUUGAAACCUAACUUCAAGAAGUGUCAUAUUUUAAACCCACCACGAAACCAGUUGACCGAUCGUAAAUCUGACGCUGGGUAUCUAUGCUGUAGGUAUACUAGUAGCCGCGAGAUACCUGUAUAGACAAGCGAAUCUGGGACACACUGUAUACCUCAUACAUGAGAAUGGAUUUAUCUAUAUUUAGGACACCCUACACAAAAAUUGGCAUCCUAGUUAAAAUGAUCUCAAUAUAAAUAUUCAGCUUGAAUUAGGGGUCAUUCAACAAAAAUUCAACCCCCAUAAAUUAGAAAACCAUUUUUUUUUAAUUUGCUGGGAUCCGUCAGGUCAUGUUCUUGGGAAGAGGGUCAUUUUUGACAGUUUAACCAAUUUGAUAUGUUCACCCAACUUCAAAUGGAACCACCCUAUCUCCAUCAUAUGAUUUUAAAGCCCUUACGGAUAUACUGGUGCAUCGAUUUUAGGGAUCGGUAGAGAUUUGACAGAGUUAUUGGUUUUGUCGGAGAAUCUUAUAUAAUAUGAUGUUUCAAAUAAAGGGGCACUCCAAAAUGAGUUGGGUAUUUGUAACAGCAGCCGUAUCCAUGAUACAGGAUGUUGAAAAAUGAAUUUUAUAAAAAAUUUUCACGAUUAUGUCGAAACUACUGACAUUGUAAUGAAAUUUGGUAUGAAUAUGUUUUGGAAGAUGACAUAUCGCAUGAAUUUGUUUUUGUACUGACUCAUAGAAGUCGCAAGUUAGACGGUUCGUACCACCGACAGUUCCUGCGCAUUGAGCAGAGACGGCUUGAGUCGAGCGAGGAGAAGGAGAUUUUAGAGUUGCUGGGGAAUGACUAUAGCGGCCCAGAUAGUGGUUAGGUAUGUCAGUGGUUCAUACCAAGUAGUUUUAAACAUAACUUUUUUGAGGGUAGAUUUUCUAGUCGAAAUUUUAUGAGAACUUGAACAUUAUUCAAUUUCAUACUGUGUACAGGUUCGGAAGUAAUUGAUGCUGGUAUUGAGAAAGUAUUAUAAAAAAAAAACCUAUUACCUAUUGUUUAGAAAGAUCAAUAUUGUAUUAUAAUACUGAAGUUAUGGACGAAUGCGCAUUCGCUCGUGAAAACAUCCUUGAGAGCCUAAAUCACUACACAAAUCAUCGUAGUGGGCUGACGCCAUGCUAUUAGUGGACCAGAAUAAAACUCCCCCACCAAACUCAGCCUCCACAAUCUUGUUACGAAAAAUAAUAAUAGAAACACACGAAUCUCGACAUACGUGAUGGAAAUGGUUCGAAAGAUUUAGGCACUUCUAAGUUAUUGAAUAAACAUUGAAUCACAUAAAGAAAAUUAGAAUAAAUUUGACCAAAAAUAUGAAAUAUUCCAUCUAGAGUAGUGAGUGUUUGAAAUGUCCUCUUUCAAAUAGUUCCUCACAAACCUCAAAACGGUUUUUCCUGAGUUAGCCAUUGGAAAAUUGACAUUUACUUAUAGUUACGGUAAAAUAUUGUUGAUAACUACGUUAAUCAAUAAUCAACACGCAUUUGAGUUUUUGAAACAACUCGGUACAAACCGAGUAACUAGCGUUCCCUAUGAGAUAAAAACAAUUUAGUAGUUUGGUAUUUUGUUUUCAACACCCUGUAUCUUCAAUACGGAUGCCAAUACGAAUAUUUUUUUGUUAACAAACCAAGAUGUCUUAAUUACAGGAUGUGAAAGCAUACUUACAGUGUUAUAUACUGUUUUCGAUUUAACGGUGGUCAUUUUGAGCAUUAUAAAAAAAUAAUUGUUUGCUUCUCCCCCAAGAACAAAAAUCGACGGUUCUCGGUGAAAUUCUCAAAGAAUGUUUAUCAGUAUGAAGGCGUUAAUUUUUAUUCAGAUAAAAAUCCACUGGAUGUCAUUUUAUGAAAUUCCGAAUGGUUUAUUGUCAACAAUUAACAAUUUCAGAAGGAGGAAGUUUGCAGCUUGAUCAUUAUAGGAAGGCUAACGUAAGGAAAGUGAUAUAUUAACAUCAUUCAUGUAUGUACAGGGUGAUUUGUUAUAUUGCUGAAAUAGAACAAUAUAACGAAGAGAAUCAUCUGCCGUAAAAGUAUACUAUGCUAUCCGAAUUGAUUAGUGAAUGUCAAUGCAACAAUAAUAGAAACGAAUAAUGCCACUUUGUCUAGAGAAUUUAUACGUUUAUUAUGAUGGAAACAAUUACUGUAGUGGCAUCUGAGAUGGGCAUUUUUCUAAUUAUUCAAAUGUUGCACGCUCAUUCUUAUUCACCUUACUUGACCACCAAACCAACUUCAACACAACACUUCAUAACUCCGAUACAAUGAUUCAUGUGAAUAUUGGUGGUGGACGACAUUUCCAUUAACGUCCCUAUCCAAAACAUAUUUUGUUUUGAUUGAUUCUUGUCUAUAGUAUUGUUGGCAAUAAACUAAGUGGAUAUGAUUUCAGAUUUCUUAUAUUUAAUUUGCAUUUUCGCUGAGGUCUGAAAGCAGAACCUGGUGAGAUUCAUGACUAGAUGGUGUGUUUCGAAGAAAUUGUGAGUGAAUAAUUUCAAAUUAACUUAUAGCAAAAUUCAUUGGAUGAACUGGUGCAUACUGAAUGAUAUCCACUGUAUAUGUGUAAUUUGUUUAAUAAUUCAAAAAAUACUUUGUACUAUUAAUUACUAUUUGUUUGACCGUAGUAUAUAAUCAUUUACCUGCAUACAUCCUACAUAGUGAAAAAAAUUGCGUUAGUUAUGUAUUGACCGUCUUGAUAUAUUGCAGACAAACUAGUAUAAAACUCAUGUAAAAUAGUUAUAUAAUAUCAAAAAUCACUUCAAAAUCCAUUGUGCACCAGUUAUACCAAUUGGAAAAAUGCCUAUCAUAUGUACUAGUUCAGAAUUAUAUGUCACAACUUUCAAAUGUUGAAUCAAGUUAUAAUUAUUAUUAUUUAUACAGGUAGGAAUUAUAUAAUUUCUGAUAUCUUCCAAAGAACUUGAAGACCAUAAUAAUAUUAUAGGUACCUAUUAUAUUAUUUCAUUGACCAUAAACAUAUGACUAUAUAAAUAAAUAUUAAUAAAAUACUUCAUUGCAUGACAUUCUGAAUGAAUAUUAUAGUGAAUGUGAUACCCUAUGGUAUGAUUUGCUGUUUUUAUCCAUAUUUGACAUUAAAUUUGAACUAAAAAUAAAAUGUGUGACAAUCC